Messenger RNA from Calidris pugnax (ruff), 4579 nucleotides. RefSeq names its product male germ cell-associated kinase (gene MAK). The coding region runs from base 577 to 2541 and encodes 654 amino acids. The record is from RefSeq and is a predicted model, not a curated record. Gene Ontology annotation, biological process: intraciliary transport; protein phosphorylation; cilium assembly. Gene Ontology annotation, molecular function: protein serine/threonine kinase activity; ATP binding. Gene Ontology annotation, cellular component: nucleus; cilium; cytoplasm. The transcript is spliced from 15 exons. NCBI's taxonomy places the organism in Eukaryota, Metazoa, Chordata, Aves, Charadriiformes, Scolopacidae.
GCUUUAAUGUAAGAAUUCUGUGAACUUCAGAGCAAGACAUUUAUAAUUUCAAUUCACCUUGGUGAAGAAUGCAGUGUUUAGCUCGCUUCUUCACCUCCCUUCCUCACUUAACUUUAAGCAUAGUGAGCCUGCUUACACUUCCAAUCCAAAACACACCAUUCAGUCCCUAGGUUUGCCCUAGCACUGUGCAAAAUUUGGGUUCUUCUGUCUGUUUUCCCAAACUUCAUCUCUGCCUUUGUUACAGAUUACGAACCUGCUGCUGUCUGCAAAUUAAGAAUGAAGAGUUCCAUCAGAGGACACCAGCCUUAAACACAUUCUGGUCCUAAGGAAUUACAAUGGAUCUAUUUGAGAAUGACCAUGUUGUUCUGUCUCUUAAUCUUUAUAUCUGGAUCUCAGAGCAGCUGCAAUUUAGAGGAGACUAGUGAAUAUCCUGCUCUGUUAUGAGAAGACAUUCAUCAACAUAAAACAGUCUGGAAGAAGAUUUCUCAAAGAAAAUCAAAGGGCAUAGAAUCCUUUAAUGAAACAGAAGACAUUUAGAAUUUCGUAAGCUUUUGGCUCUCCAGGUCUUUAAAAAAAAUGAACCGUUACACAAUCAUGAAACAACUAGGUGAUGGCACCUAUGGCAGCGUGUUGAUGGGGAAGAGCAACGAGUCAGGAGAACUUGUGGCUAUCAAAAGAAUGAAAAGAAAGUUCUAUUCAUGGGAUGAAUGUAUGAAUUUGAGAGAAGUCAAGUCUCUGAAGAAGCUAAAUCAUGCCAAUGUAAUAAAAUUGAAAGAAGUCAUACGAGAAAAUGACCACCUUUACUUUGUAUUUGAAUACAUGAAGGAAAAUCUCUAUCAGUUAAUGAAGGACAGAAACAAGUUGUUCCCUGAGUCAGUCAUCAGAAAUAUGAUGUAUCAGAUAUUACAAGGGCUAGCUUUUAUCCAUAAACACGGAUUUUUCCAUAGAGAUAUGAAGCCUGAAAACCUUCUCUGUAUUGGACCAGAACUUGUGAAAAUAGCAGAUUUUGGGUUGGCUCGAGAACUAAGAUCUCAGCCACCUUAUACAGAUUAUGUUUCUACCAGGUGGUACCGGGCUCCUGAAGUUUUGCUAAGGUCGUCUAUUUAUAGCUCACCUAUUGAUAUGUGGGCAGUUGGCAGCAUAAUGGCUGAAUUAUAUACACUAAGGCCUCUUUUUCCAGGCACAAGUGAAGUAGAUGAAAUCUUCAAAAUUUGCCAAGUAUUAGGGACUCCAAAGAAGAGUGAGUGGCCAGAAGGAUACCACCUUGCUUCUGCCAUGAAUUUCCGUUUCCCACAAUGUGUCCCUAUAAGCCUAAAAACUCUCAUCCCAAACGCAAGCAAUGAAGCAAUACAGCUUAUGAGUGAUAUGCUGAACUGGAAUCCAAAGAAGAGACCUACAGCAAGUCAGGCUUUGAAAUACCCUUACUUUCAAGUUGGCCAAGUUUUAGGACCUCCUCCACAGUACCUGGAGAAGCAGACUCCUGUUAAACCAGUUCAGCCAAUAGAGCCAAAGCCAGCUUUACCUAAACUGGAAGCUAUAGCCAAGCCAGAACCUCUAUCUUCACCUGAUGUACCUGACAAAACAGAGCCACAGUCCCUGUCAAAGGUUAACCACCAGCCUCUCCAGCAAAUUCAGUUGCCUCAGAAUACAGCUAACCAGCAAGUACCAAAACAGCAGCAGCCACAGGCACAACCAUUUUUUCCAGCUAUCAACAAAAACUCAUCACCAAAACAAGCAGCUACUGGCCCUCAGAAUGGUGCAGUAGGUCCUAAAAGCUGCAGAAGACGAUGGGGUCAGACUUUGGUAAAGGCUGUGGAUAGCUGGGAUGACUUGGAUGACACUGAAUUUGGAAUGUCAUGUUCAAAGAAGCCCAGCAUUGCACUAUUAAAAGAAAAGAAAAACAAGGAAUGUCUUUUCAGUGUGCCAGAACCAAAAGCUUCAUGCUGUAUCCAGCCAGGAGGGGAAAACAAGGUUCUGAUGAGAAAUGAUUCUGGAAGAUCAAAUACAUCAGCAAAACAGUACUAUCUAAGACAAUCAAGAUAUCUACCUGGUGUAAACCCUAAGAGUGUCUCUUUAGUAGCAGUCAGUAAGGAAGGAUCACAUGGAACCUGGAACAACCAGUUGUUCUCUAAACCGCUGGCACAUACUGGAGGAGGAGUGGCUUUCAACAGAAACACUACAGAUGAGAACUUAAUUAUACCUAUUGAAAAGCUCUCAUGCAAAGAAAGGUUGAAUGAAAAAUUAGAGGAUCCAAAAGGAAAUCCUGGCUUUGUAAGUGGUGCUGCUUACAACCCAUCAGGAGUAUACAUCCCUUCCUUUCAUAAAAAAGAAGUUGGAUCAGCUGGACAACGGAUACAGCUAGCCCCUCUUGGUGCACCUGUAUCAGAUUAUUCCUGGAAAACCAAAGCUGCUCGUGCUCAGCUGCCGGGUCCUACUUUCAAUUCAGCAGCAAAAAACAUGACUAUAUUAACUCGCCCACCAACAAUUCAGCCAGUACAUGGAAGAACAGACUGGGUGGCCAAAUAUGGAGGAAACAGAUAGAAAAUGCCAUCCUGGAUAGAUACGUGAGCUGUGGUCAGUUCUCCUGCACUGGAAACGUGAAAUGCCUAUUUGCUCUAUUUUUUUCUAAGACUAUGCAAUAGUAAAGAAAGAAAAAAGACCUUGUGUCCUGUGGAAGAAAAACAGAAUAUUUAUAGUAUACUGUGUAAAAUACUGGCUACAAAGUAGGAUUUGUCGAAGUAUCGUAUAACACAUAUUGCCAAAACUUCUGAGAAGUAGAUUUCACUCGACAUUUUUCUAGAGACGGGUCUCCUAUCAUUGUACUCCUAAAGCAACUGUUACAGUUGUUUGUCCAAUGCAGUGCCCACUGCUGACAUGUGCUUGCUUUCAUGUACACCAGCAGCUAGAAGUGGGGCUAAAGCAGAGCAGCACCAGGGUUUCAGGUAUUAGGCUGGUUCCUUACCAGAAGGAAGGGACUGAAAGCACACACUGAGCUUGGUGAAGAACACCACGCUCUCAUACAAAGAAUUCACAACUCACUUGUACCUAAAAGCUACUUAGGCUCUGUAAUAUGCAGAACUUAACUCUUUGUAGCAGAACAUAAGCAAUCCACUGAUAAAUACUACACAGGGAAGGUCUAAAAACUUGGGCCAUAUAUGGCUAUAGAAUGGUACAGCAAUAUUGGAAAAUAGCUAAACAAGUUACUGAAUGCUAGACUUACCUCACCAAGCUGUAGUGAGUCUUAAAAAUUAGAUUAUACUAGAUUAAUUUAUGAACAUUUUUAGUCAAUCUGCAGAGAUUUGUAUCUGUCCUGAUAAGGGAGUGUCACAGUGACAUUUUAAGGAGCCUGAAUCACCGCAGUCUGUCAGUUCUUUUAAGGGUGAAUUAGCCAAAAAGGCAUAAAUUAUCAGUAAACUCCUGUUUCUACAUAUCUUUGAUCAUGGUGAUCAAACUAAGUUACAGAAGUUGAAUAAGCUACACGAGGGAGGAUAUUGGGCUGUUCUUCAAAGAUGUUGCUUUCUGAUUUAGAUCGUAAAGGCCAAUUUAGGUACCUGAAAACACAAAGGAACUUUAAUAAUGCAAUACCUCACUCUAUAUAUGCUCUUUCAGUACUUUCCCUGGCUUCUAGGCUAAUUUUUGAAGUAAAAUCCCACAAAGGACCUUGCAACGUAGCAUAAAUUGUUUUUAGGAUGUUGAUCUAGGCUUUUGUUAACAUCUGCAUUUAGAAUACUUUAGACUUAGUAGUUACAUUAAACCUGCCAUUUUAAAGUACAGAACAAGUAUGUUCUUUAAAGAUGUAAAGCUGUUCAUGAUUCCUUUAAGCAUUGUAAAAAAGAAAUGUAUUUGUAUGGCUUUUAUAACUGCACAUAAAAAUUUAAAUUCCUGUUGUUGAACUAGACUGCCAUAAUAUAUGGGUUAUGUUAACUUACUGGAGGUCAGUUUAAUCUACAACAGUUUUAGCAAAAAAAGUAUUUUGUUAUUAAAAUUGCACCUAAAGAAAAUGCCACUUUAAUACCGGAAGAGAUACAAUGGGAUGGGAAUAUCUGGUUAGUAACGAACUACAGACUUUAAUUCAAUUACCAUUGGUCUAGGCUUAAGUAACUGUCAUUCCUUUAGUACUACCAGAUGGCCCUAUGCUGUUUAAAUGCAUCUUAAUUUAUCUGUAACUAGCUGUGGCAAUGAAGGACAACCUCAGACCUUCUGUAACAAGCAUAAAUGUUUGCCAAUUAAAAAACAAGAUAAAUUAAUCACUCAGCUGCAGUACAAGACACCACUGACUUAGUUAAAAUCACAGUCUAGUCAAGGAAUUAACUAGGAAUGUGUCCCAUAAGUCACCUAAAGCAGAAAAAUAAAUAGGUGCUAUUUAUGGCACUAAAUAUGGCUAGAAGAAACAUGCUGACCUUACCAUACACUAAUGAACAUUGAAACUGCUUUGACAUAACCAUAACAACCUUACUUGUCCAUAACCAAAGCAUGACAAGUGUUAAGAAAUUCUUCCUGCAAAUCAAGGAAAAAAAAAAAAAACCACUCCUAAGAGGCUAACAGGCUUUGUGCAGGCAUUUUGACUCAGCUGCCCUGA